AUGUUACUGAGACACCUCCGCACGCUCUCGACAUCUGCGAAACUUGCUGAAAAGGUCAAAGUCAAGAAUCCAAUUGUUGAAUUGGACGGAGACGAAAUGACGAGAAUCAUCUGGCAGAAAAUCAAGGACGAGUUGAUUCACCCAUACUUGGACGUUGAUUUGAAAUACUACGACUUGGGAAUUGAAUCUCGUGAUGCUACCAACGACCAGAUCACCGUUGAUGCUGCUCACGCAAUCCAGAAAUACGGCGUGGGUGUCAAAUGUGCAACCAUUACCCCUGAUGAAGCUAGAGUCAAGGAAUUUGGCUUGAAGAAAAUGUGGCUUUCGCCCAAUGGUACCAUCCGUAACAUCUUGGGAGGCACCGUCUUUAGAGAAAGCAUCAUUAUUCCCUGUGUGCCAAGAUUGGUCCCCGGUUGGAAAGAACCAAUUGUCAUUGGAAGACAUGCAUUUGGGGACCAGUACAAGGCCACCGAUUUGGUGAUUAAAGAGCCGGGUACGUUGGAGUUGAGAUUCACUCCUGAAAACGGAGGAGAGCCACAGACCCAUAAGGUCUACAAAUACCCUGGCCCAGGUGUUGGUUUGGCCAUGUACAACACGGACGAGUCCAUCAGUGGCUUUGCUCAUGCAUCUUUCAAGAUGGCCUUGAACAAGGGUCUUCCAUUGUACAUGUCCACCAAGAACACCAUUUUGAAGAAAUAUGACGGCAGAUUCAAGGACAUUUUCCAAGAGAUAUACGAAAAGGAGUACGAGGCAGCAUUUAAAGAAAAGGGGUUGUGGUACGAGCACAGAUUGAUCGAUGACAUGGUUGCGCAAAUGAUCAAGUCAAAGGGAGGAUUUGUGAUGGCCUUGAAGAACUACGAUGGAGACGUGCAAUCCGAUAUCGUUGCUCAAGGGUUCGGUUCCUUGGGUUUGAUGACGUCGGCAUUGAUGACCCCAGAUGGGUCAGCUUAUGAGUCUGAAGCAGCUCACGGUACCGUCACUAGACACUACAGACAGCACCAACAAGGUAAGGAAACCUCCACAAACUCGAUUGCGUCGAUUUUUGCAUGGAGCAGAGGUAUUGCCCAAAGAGGUAGAUUGGACAAUACUCCCGAAGUUGUUGAGUUUGCCGAUAGGCUCGAGAAGGCCACCAUCGACACGGUGCAAGAAGAUAGAAUCAUGACCAAGGACUUGGCUCUAGCCAUGGGCAAGACUGAUAGAUCAAGCUACGUUACAACCACUGAGUUUUUGGACGCUGUUGCAAAUAGAUUAAAGCAUUGA
This is a messenger RNA of Lodderomyces beijingensis, 1260 nucleotides long. The record is from the annotation of a GenBank genome assembly. Lineage: Eukaryota; Fungi; Ascomycota; Pichiomycetes; Serinales; Debaryomycetaceae.